This is a messenger RNA of Cooperia oncophora, 267 nucleotides long. Lineage: Eukaryota; Metazoa; Nematoda; Chromadorea; Rhabditida; Trichostrongylidae. The record is from the annotation of a GenBank genome assembly.
AUGGAACUGGUCACAGGUGGAGAACUAUUUGAUCGAAUAGUCGCUAAAGGGUCCUACACAGAAAAAGACGCGAGCCAUUUAAUACGACAGGUGCUGCACGCUGUCUCGUUCAUGCACGGGAAUGGUGUCGUUCAUCGAGAUCUCAAGCCAGAAAACCUCUUGUACUUCAAUCAAGACGAGGACUCAAAAAUCAUGGUGUCAGACUUUGGCCUCUCAAAAACCGAAGAUUCCGGCGUAAUGGCAACCGCCUGCGGAACUCCGGGGUAA